CAUGGUAUCAGUGACAAGGACACUCUCUGUAAAAGCUUACAGUUCAAGAAAUAUCUAGUCUGCGUACGGUAGCCUACUCCUCUCCAGUUCGCUGUCCGGUCCCGAUCUCCUGCUUUUAACGUGGGCGCGCAUCCAAAGGGACUAAAGUGCGCGCUCUACAUCGCGGUCCUUGUGUGAGCACGGAGAGGGCGUAGGGGUGUGCAACGUUAAGUUUAAGAAAGAAAAAGAGGAGAAGGAAAAAAGAAAGACCGAAAAGAACGAACGAUGGAUUUUCUAAUAGGAAGCCCAUUCGCUACCCCGGUUGGACAACGAAUAGAACGUGCCACAAGCUCCUCCCUCCAAUCAGAGGACUGGGGUCUCAACAUGGAGAUCUGUGACAUCAUCAAUGAGACAGAAGAGGGGCCAAAAGAUGCAGCCAGAGCCAUAAAGAAAAGGAUCGCAGGAAACAAGAACUUCAGAGAGGUCAUGCUGGCUCUGACGGUUCUGGAGACGUGUGUAAAGAACUGUGGCCACAGGUUCCACGUUCUGGUGUCGACCCGCGGGUUCGUGGAGGGAGUUCUGGUCCGAGCCAUCAUGCCCAAAAACAACCCGCCCAUGGUGCUCCAGGACAGGGUUCUGAGUCUGAUACAGGCAUGGGCUGAUGCAUUCCGUAGCUCUCCGUCGCUAACAGGGGUGGUGUCUGUGUACGAGAACCUGAGGAAGAGGGGCCUGGUGUUUCCCACGGCAACAGAUACGGUCUCCCCCAUUCACACGCCACACAAGGUGGAGGACGUCAGAUCAGCCGUCGCCGUCUCCGCCUCGCCCCAACACCCUGCGGCCGCGCCCAACCACGGGGGUGUGCUCACCACCUCUCCUGAUCGGGUGACCGUGGGGAAGCUGCGGUCUGACCUGGACGUGGUUCGGGGGAACAUGACUGUAAUGUCAGAGAUGAUGAACGAAUUGGAACCGGGUCAGGCCCAGCAGUCUGACAUUGAGCUUCUGCAGCAGCUGUACACAGUCUGUAAGUGCAUGCAGGACAGGGUGGUGGAGCUUAUCCCCAGGCUCAGUGAGGAGGGUUUGAUAGAGGAGCUGCUGGUCAUCAACGACGAGUUCAACACUAUCUUCACCCGCUACCACAGUUUUGAGGAGCACUGCGGUGGACAGGACCCUCCUGAACAGUCCCAGGCUGCAGCCCCUACCUGCGUUAACCUGAUCGACCUAUCCCCCGACACCCCUACUGUCAGUCAGCCUGUCCUCCCUGCUGAACCCGCCCAGCAGCCCCUCAGCCAAUCACCUGUUAACACUCUGUCCAAUCAGAUGGCUGACCUCAGCACGGGGGAAGAUGACGAGUUUGACAUGUUUGCUCUGUCGAGGAGCAGAGUGAUGGCCCAACAGGGAAAUGGUGUGCCGUGUGUAGAGCAGAGCUCAGAGCCAGAUCAGUCUGUGGCUGUGGAUGACAAACAGAACUCUGCAGAGGACGAAAGCCCAGACUCCACCCCCCUCGGCACCUCGCCUCACUCUGAUUGGAUGAUAGCAAAGGGAAUGAUCCCUGUCAGUCAAGCCAACGUGAUGGAUGACAUUGAGAAGUGGCUUUCUAUCGAUGUGGAGGAUGAUCCGAACGAUGGCGUGACCAGUGAGGAGUUUGACAAGUUUCUGGAGCUGAGAGCACAGGCGGCAGAACGCCUACCCUCGAUCAGUGCUGCUUCCCCUUCCACAGCCAGCCCCCAGGCCCAGUCCGCCCGGCAACAGAGCCAGUCACCUGACCAGAUGUCUGCUUUCUGAAAGGGUGGUGGCGAAAAAAGGAAUCCGUGAUUGGCUGACUAACAUUCUGAAAAUUUUCAUCAAUUGAAUGUAUGAUGCACACACACACGUGGAGUGAAACCCUUAUAUUACAUAGCACAUACAUUAAUGUGCCCUGAUAGAGCUUGGUGGGGAGGGUCACAUGACUGGGGGAGGAGCCACAUGCUUGAGGAUGCUGAUCCUAAUUGGGGGAGACUCAUUUACUUGAGGUGAGAGGGCGGAAACUGAGUGUGGCAUCAUGAAGAGGGUGGAGCUUUCAUCGUGUCAUUGGUGGAUAAGUUAUUAGUGAGUAACUAUUGGUUUAAUUGUUUCGGCCAUUGACAGGCUUGUAACCCCAUCCAUUAUUGGGCUCAUGAAGUCACACUCCCACUGCUGCUUGCUAAAAAAUAAUUACUCUCAGCAUGUUUUGGGCUGUGCUGCAUUGGUUGCUAGUCUAAAUAAGAAUCUCAUCAAGGCAUCAUUGGCUAGUUUUGUACGCAUAAUUUCACCUUCCACCAUCUUUCCUCACUUUUGUGCCCUCCACCCCAAAAUGGCAAUUAAUUAUAAUUAUAAUAACCAUAAUUAUGACUGUUCGGAUUAAGGUGCGCGAGUGAUUUCCUGUCUCGUCCUUAUAAUGAGAAUGAGUGAAUAAGUAAAUGUUAACUCGUGUCUGUCUCUUGGAUAUAAUAAAUGUUAUUUAAUUUUAAGUGUGUACAUACAUCUCUCAGGGAAGUACUGACUCUUGAUUAGUCCUUAAUUCCAAAUUUAAUUGGACAUGGAGCUGCGGUGAGGCCUAUUGCGUUAAGUGAUCAUUCUAGUGUCGAAUCCAGACUACACCAGUAAUUGCCGCUAGUCGCCCAGGGAGGAGCCGGUCCAGAGUCAGCCAGUAUGACAGUGUCUCAUCACACACUACUGCCCCUACUGGCUAAUCGGGUGCCUGCAGGCUACCUGUGGAGAUGCACGUGUCUUCCCCUGACUCAUGUCUGUGGGAGGCUGACUUUUCAGUGAUGAUAUGAAAAGAAUCAGCAGCUGACCAUGCAUGCUUCAGAGGACGGAAGAUACUUGUCUACGCUCUCCCAAAUCUAUAACAAAAGCUGCAGCAGUGAGUGCUGAUGAACAUGAUUGGCAGUUCUAAAACUGAAGAGAAAAAAGGGAAAAUGCCUUACAAAUGCAGCUCAGGUUGAAAGCCCCCACUACAAGUGUAUCUGGUCUUCAAACAGAAAUUUACCAAUUGUUAUUUUUUUGGGAGGGCUCUUAUAAGACAUUGUUCCCUACAGAGAGUGAUACUACUGGUCCAUGUGGUACUGGAAUAUUAUAAGUGCUGUUUAGCCUAGGUUUACUCUCUGUAGGGCACUGUGUGUCCUCAUUUCAGGCCCAGAUUGGCCCAGUGAUUUCAUUUGAUGCUGUUUGGACUACUGCGGGAGUACUGAUAUGAAGGCUUUUCCAGGUCGUCAUUUAAUGCAAAGCCUGAUUAGCUCUGAUUAACUGAGCUCAGUCGGAACUAACACCAGUGCGUACGGCUAUCCACCAGCACCAGGAUUGGGAAAGGCACACACAGUCGUUUUCUCAGCUGUUGUUCCAUGCAUAACCACAGGAGGGCAGAGAUGGACUGAAAUGGCUCCUUCGCAUUAAAGGCACAGUUCACUUGCUUGAAUUUGUAUUUCAGUUUUAAUGUAUUUUUGAUUGCCCAAGACAGUUUUUGUGUGGUGUGAAUGAUAGUUUAGAUACGUACAGAAGUAAGUAUCUGAAAUACCAUUUUUCUUGUUUUGAACCUCAAACCAGUCAAUGUGAUGCAAGCCAUUUUGAAGCCAACAGGUCAAGAGAAACUUCUGUAAGUAUCUAUCCUUUCUUUCACACAAAACCUGUCUGGCCCUGUAAAAACACACUAAAACUGAAGUAAUAUUUCAAAAUUCUAGAAAGUGAAUUGUCUCUUUAAAGCAAUGAUACGGUAUUCCAUUUUGUAGGAGAAUUGUUAGCAAUUAGCUUAUAUAUUUAUGUGUAUAUGUAUUUCAUGUGCAUUUUGUUAAAAUUAGAGAAAGCUGAGCAGCAGGGAAUGUAGAUAUUGCCAUCUUUCUGUUUUAAUGUGAGGGGCAUCCUUUUUAUUAUGGGUUGUCAUUACUGCUGUGGUGAAAUAUAAACCAUUUAAAUGUUA
This is a messenger RNA of Anguilla anguilla (European eel), 3910 nucleotides long. It is a transcript of the gene tom1, whose product is annotated as target of myb1 membrane trafficking protein. The transcript is spliced from 16 exons. NCBI's taxonomy places the organism in Eukaryota, Metazoa, Chordata, Actinopteri, Anguilliformes, Anguillidae. The record is from RefSeq and is a predicted model, not a curated record. The coding region runs from base 265 to 1761 and encodes 498 amino acids. Gene Ontology annotation, cellular component: membrane; endosome. Gene Ontology annotation, molecular function: phosphatidylinositol binding; clathrin binding; ubiquitin binding. Gene Ontology annotation, biological process: signal transduction.